AUGGCAUCCAACGGCAUGCGAAAAUACAAAAUUGCUAGCAUUCCGGCAGAUGGAAUUGGACCGGAGGUAGUGAAUGCUACAAUUGAUGUGCUGAAGUCAAUGCAACAAAUAUUGAAGACCUUUGAGAUGGAGUUUACUGAGCUCGACUGGGGCACCGAACGGUACAAGAAGACGGGAGAAUAUAUGCCUAAGGAUGGACUUGAUAUUCUCAGGAAAUUUGAUGCCGGCCUCUUCGGCGCUGUUGGCGCACCUGACGUGCCGGACCAUAUCUCUCUCUGGAACCUUCUCCUGGCCAUCCGCGGGCCUAUGCAGCUAUACGCAAACGUCCGGCCGGUUAAAAGUCUCCCUAACGUACCUUCCCCUCUUCGUGGUGUAAAGGAGGGCGACAUCGAUUGGGUUUUGGUUCGUGAGAAUAGUGAGGGUGAAUACUGCGGACAAGGUGGGCGCACUCACCGUGGUCAGCCUUGGGAAGCGGCGACAGAACUGUCCAUUUUCACCCGUGUGGGUAUUGAGCGCAUCAUGCGUUUUGCCUUCGAUGUCGCUCGCAGUCGCCCUCGCAAAUUGCUGACCGUAGUCACCAAGAGCAACGCUAUGCGGAAUGGGAUGGUGCUCUGGGAUGAAGUCGCGGCUGAGGUUGCCAGGGACUAUCCGGACGUGACUUGUGACAAAAUGCUCGUCGACGCCAUGACCGUUCGCAUGGUCGUUAAUCCCAAAUCGCUCGACACCAUUGUCGGGACUAACUUGCACAUGGACAUCAUGUCUGACCUAGCUGCUGCACUCGGAGGCUCUAUUGGCAUUGCUGCAUCUAGCAACCUCGAUCCGACCCGCAAGAACCCAUCUCUCUUUGAGCCUGUCCACGGUAGCGCCUUCGACAUUACUGGAAAGGGUAUCGCAAACCCUGUCGCCACUCUCUGGUGUGCUUCGGAGAUGCUGAACUGGCUUGGCGAAAAAGAGGCAGCCCAGACCUUGCUUCGAGCCGUAGAGGAGACGUGCAGCAAAGGCAUUUGCACGCCAGACCUGGGUGGAAAAUCCAGCACCAAGCAGGUUGCCGGGGCUGUUGCCUCUCAUAUCAAGGAUUUGACAGGCGCAGCAUAG
This is a messenger RNA of Talaromyces atroroseus, 1095 nucleotides long. Its product is annotated as putative tartrate dehydrogenase/decarboxylase TtuC. Gene Ontology annotation, molecular function: NAD binding; oxidoreductase activity, acting on the CH-OH group of donors, NAD or NADP as acceptor. The transcript has 3 exons. Lineage: Eukaryota; Fungi; Ascomycota; Eurotiomycetes; Eurotiales; Trichocomaceae. The record is from RefSeq and is a predicted model, not a curated record. The coding region runs from base 1 to 1095 and encodes 364 amino acids.